UAGGAUAAGGCAUGCGAAGACCAAUAUACUUCCUUGCCGUGGGUAUCAGUGGGUAGCCCGUAGCCUUACUACUGUCCGUGUUUGAUGUUCGCGCCGGCGAGCUUCCCCAUGGCGCCGGCACCGAUCACCUGCUGUCGCCCCCAGCCCAAUUUUCAGAACGUCACUUUUAGUCCAAAACCCAAAAAGAACACGUUGGCAAUAACAUCAGUUCCAAAAUCAGAAGGUUUUCUUUGCAGUCCAACACCUGAGGAAUAUUCUAGAACUACAAACCCCACUUUGAAGAAUCAGAUUAAGAAUCCAUUAACACUGUCCGAAGAGAUUACCCAACUGUGUGAAUCCAAAAAAAGCCUGUCGGAAGUUUUACGUACAUUUCAAGAAUACCUGGACAAUGGUUUUUACCAUUCGUUUGAAAAAGCCGAGGCCUUAGGUGUACUCUUACAUGCCUGUGGUAAACAUAAGGACAUUGAAACUGGCCGUAAAGUCCAUGAAAUUGUUUCUUCAUUCACCCUAUUCAAAGAUGAUUUUGUACUCUGUACGCGGCUUAUCACAAUGUACUCCAUGUGUGGGUAUCCUUCUGAUUCUCGGUUCGUUUUCGAUCAGUUAGGUAGCAAAAAUCUGUACCAAUGGAAUGUUCUUAUGAGUGGGUAUACAAAGAAUGAGCUUUGGUUUGAUGUUAUUUGUUUGUUUAUUGAACUGAUGAGUUUAUCCCAAGAUAGACCAGAUAAUUUUACGUUUCCUUGUGUUAUUAAAGCUUGUGGAGGGAUUCUUGAUGUGGGUUUGGGGGAAGCUAUUCAUGGGAUGGUAUCAAAGAUGGGUUUGGUUAGUGAUGUAUUUGUAAGCAAUUCGUUAAUUACCAUGUAUGGGAAGUUUGAUCUUGUUGAGGAAGCUAUGAAUGUGUUUAAGCAUAUGCCUGAGAGGAAUUUGGUUUCGUGGAAUUCGAUGAUUUCUGGGUUCUCUGCGAACGGAUAUAUUGAACAAUGUUUUGAUAUUUUCAGAAAUAUAUUUACUGGGGAUGAAGUUCUCGUUCCAGACACGACUACCAUGGUUAUUAUGCUGCCGAUAUGUGCAGCAGAAGAGGAAGUCGAAUUCGGGAAGAUCAUUCAUGGUUUAACUGUAAAGCUAGGACUGGCUAAUGAGUUAACGGUGAAUAAUUCUUUAGUGGAUAUGUAUUGCAAAUUUGGGUACUUUGCUGAUGCGCAAAUUCUGUUCCAGAGAAAUGAGAGCAAAAAUGUGGUCUCUUGGAACUCAAUUAUCGGGGGUUAUUCAGGAGAAGGAGAUGUUAGACGAACACUUCAUCUUAUGACAAAGAUGCAAAGUACUCGUGAGUAUGUGAAGGCGAAUGAGGUCACUCUAUUGAAUGUUUUGCCUGUGUGCUUAGAGGAGUCAGAGCAGUUGAUAGUGAAAGAACUACAUGGCUACUCGCUUAGAAAUGGUCUUGAAUAUCACCAGUUGUUAACAAAUGCUUUUAUAGCUGCCUAUGCAAAGUGUGGAUUGCUCAGAUAUGCUGAGCUUGCAUUCUACGGAGUGGCGAAUAAGACAGUAAGCUCUUGGAAUGCACUGAUAAGUGGCUAUGCUCAGAAUGAGGAUCCAUCCAAGGCUUUGACUCUAUCCUUUAAAAUGAUGGAGUCUGGCUUGCUUCCUGACUGGUUUACUAUUGGUAGCCUUCUGUUUGCUUGUUCCCACUUAAAACUGCUACAUUGCGGUACACAAAUUCAUGGUUUUGUGCUUAGAAAGGGUCUAGAAACUGAUAUGUCUACAUGAGUUUCCCUAGUUUCAUUUUACAUGAAUUGUGGGAAACCAGAACUGGCACAAUUUCUGUUUGACGGGAUAGAAGAUAAAAGUGUCGUAUCAUGGAACGUGAUGAUAUCUGGUUACUUGCAGAACGCACUACCAAAUAAAGCCUUAUCUCUGUUUCGUGAUAUGAUAUCUCGUAGAUUUCAACCUGAAGAAAUUUCUGUUACAAGUGUAUUAGGGGCUUGUUCAACAUUGUCUGCUGUCAGGCUUGGGAAAGAAGUUCAUUGCUUUGCACUAAAAACUCACCUUAUAGAGGAUACAUUUGUCCAUUGCUCAAUCAUAGACAUGUAUGCAAAAUCUGGAUUCAUAGGAAUGUCAAAGUAUGUUUUUGACCAAAUUCCGGUCAAAGAUGUAGCAUCAUGGACAGCUAUGAUUACAGGAUAUGCAGUUCAUGGACUUGGAAGGGAAGCCAUCAAGCUAUUUCAGGAAAUGCAAAAAUUGGGCUUCAAGCCUGCCAGCUUGACAUAUGUCUCUGUUUUAAUGGCAUGUAGCCAUGCUGGACUCAUUGAAGAAGGUCAACAAUAUGUUAGAGAGAUGCAGAUCUUGCAUGGUCUAAAACCUGAAUUGGAGCAUUAUGCAUGUGUGAUUGACAUGUUGGGUCGUGCUGGAAAGUUUGAUGAAGCCUUAAAUCUUAUGACUGAGAUGCCUAUGCAACCAGAUACUCAAAUUUGGGGCUCGUUGCUCAAUUCAUGUAUAGUUCAUGCCCAGUUAAAUCUUGGGAAGAACUGUGCUGAGAAGUUACUAGAAUUAGAGCCCAAAAGAGCAGACAUUUAUGUUUUAGUAUCCAAUUUUUUUGCUAGAUGUGGGGACUGGGAUUCUGUUAAACAAUUGAGGCAAAAGAUGAAGGAGUUAGGCUUGCAAAAAGAAAUUGGUUGCAGUCGGAUUGAAAUAGGAGGAAAAAGCUAUAACUUUGCUGUUGGCAAUAUGCUUUCCAAGCCAAAAGAGCUACAGUGAGGAUAGAUGUGACCAAAGGGAACGAGUUGAGUUGAUUAGUACCUGAGAUGAUUUGGUGCUUCAGCAUUUGAGCAGAGAGUGUAAAGGAUAAAUUGAAGUAGUUCAGCAUGAAACUCUUUAGAAUCACUUGACUCAUGUUCUUCUUGUUGAUGACUCAAAAAAAAAUCCUCAAGGAAUGCGGUUCACAAAUUACCGCAAUGUGCUUUAAGUUGGUGCCCACAACGAUUGUUAGGGAGAUUAAUCCAAGGAUUGGAAUGAGAGGUACUCUCACAUUUUUAAGGAUGGUUUCUCUGGAUACAUGGAUGAGUCAAUUUGACCUGCUUUUGUUAGCCACCAGAAUUGUUCGGAUGUAUGUAUCAGGUGGAAUCAUUUGGCUUGUGUUUUGGAACUUCUUGCUAGAAAUCAGUGCUUGAUUUCAAUAAUGACUCCUUCCACGAAGAUAUCUAAGUUUUCAAAGAAUCAUCUGAAGUGCAGUGUGGCAGGACAUGUUCUGAAACUUAAGUUCAGCAAGGAAUUUCAGUUCUCAAAAAAGAUGAGAACGACAAGGUUGAUAUUCCAAGAGCCAAGAGUUCCAUGGUAGUCUUAGUCUUUUCACCCUUCCCUCACGAUACUACUUCUCUAUUGAUCACCCAGGAAUAUUUACCCUUGCGAGGUAGUCCUUGCUGAUCUACACAGGAUACCAUGUUCCCCAUGCUACUUGGUCAGAGCGUAAGCUAGUGAUGCUUCCGGCUACAAGACUUUUGCCAUCUAAAGUGAAG
Lycium ferocissimum is the source of this 3506-nucleotide messenger RNA. RefSeq names its product pentatricopeptide repeat-containing protein At1g18485. The record is from RefSeq and is a predicted model, not a curated record. Gene Ontology annotation, molecular function: RNA binding; protein binding. The transcript has a single exon. Gene Ontology annotation, biological process: RNA modification. Lineage: Eukaryota; Viridiplantae; Streptophyta; Magnoliopsida; Solanales; Solanaceae.